CUCCCGCGGGGCGCGAUGCCCGUGUCCGUGUCCAUGUGUGCCGGAGCCCGCCCGGCGUUUCGGCGCGGACCAGCAGAUGGCGGCGCCGCCCCGGCUGGGCGCGCAGCCCCGCGCACGGCGCUGCCGCCGAGCCCCGCUCCGGUUACAGCCCUCCCCCGCCCCCGCCCUCCGCCGCGGUGUCUCCCUCCCUCCCCGCCACCUCCCCGCCUGUCACUACCACGCCGGAGAGCCACCAUGGCGCACGGCGGGCCACGCGUGUCCGCCGCCGCCGCUCCGCGCGGGGCUGCCCGGCUGCCGCCGCUGCUGCUGCUGCUGCUGCUGCCGCCGCUGCUGGGCGCCGCCGCCGCGCCGCGCUGCGCGGAGCCCUGCGGCCACCCGCGCCCCGCAGCCCUGACCCGCGGGGCGCGCAGCCCGCCCGAGCCGCGGCCGGGCAGCGGGGAGGCGGCGGGGAGCGGCCGCUCCAGGAGAGCAUCCUCGGCGGCCGGCCGGGAGCAGGUCUCCCUCAUCAGCACCUCCUUCGUGCUGAAAGGGGACGCGUCUCACAACCAGGCGAUGGUGCACUGGACGGGCGAGAACAGCAGCGUGAUCCUGAUCCUUACCAAGUAUUAUCAUACUGACAUGGGGAAAGUGCUGGAGAGCUCUUUGUGGAGGUCUUCAGAUUUUGGGACAUUAUACACAAAGUUGAAUCUACAGCCUGGGAUUGCCACUGUUAUUGACAAUUUCUACAUUUGUCCCACCAACAAAAAAAAGAUAAUUCUUGUAAGCUCUUCCCACAAUGACCGUGACCAAAGCCUUUUCAUAAGCACAGAUGAAGGAGCCACUUUCCAGAAACAACCCAUUACUUUCUUUGUGGAAACCCUCCUUUUUCACCCAAAAGAAGAAGAUAAAAUACUUGCUUACACCAAGGAAGGCAAGGUCUAUGUAUCUACUGACUUGGGGAAAAAAUGGAUCCUUCUGCAGGAACGAGUUUCUAAAGAUCAUAUUUUUUGGGCCGUUGCUGGAGUUGACGCAGACCCUGAUUUAGUUCAUAUGGAAAUCCAGGACCCCAGUGGAGGUUAUCGCUACAUCACUUGCCAGAUUCAAAAUUGUUCUGAUAAGGCAAUGACAGUCCCAUUUGCUGGUAGUACUGAUCGGGAUUCCCUGACUGUGCAGGAUGACUACAUAUUUCUGCAGACAACAUCAGCAAAUCGGACCAAGUAUUACGUGUCUUACCGUCGAAAUGGCUUUGUACAAAUGAAGUUGCCAAAAUAUGCGUUGCCAAAAGAUUUACAAAUAAUCAGUACAGAUGAAAACCAAGUUUUUGUGGCUGUUCAGGAGUGGUACCAGACAGACACAUACAACCUGUACCAGUCUGACCCACAAGGUGUUUACUACUCUAUCCUGCUGGAGAACGUCCGGAGCACAAAGCAGCCAGAAGAGAAUGUCCUGAUAGAUAUCCUGGAGGUCAGAGGUGUAAAAGGAGUUUUUCUGGCCAACCAGAAAAUUAAUGGGAAAGUUACAACUCUGAUAACCUACAACAAAGGCCGUGACUGGGAUUUUCUAAACCCUCCAGACAUGGAUAUGAAUGGCAAACCAACAAACUGCAAACCUCCUGAUUGCUACCUUCACCUCCAUCUCCGGUGGGCAGACAAUCCCUAUGUGUCGGGAACAGUCCACACGAAGGACACUGCACCAGGGCUCAUAAUGGGGGCAGGUAACCUGGGGUCCCAGCUGGUUGAGUAUAAAGAGGAGAUGUACAUAACGUCUGACUGUGGGAACACGUGGCGUCAGGUCUUUGAAGAAGAGCACCAUAUCUUGUACUUGGACCACGGUGGAGUUAUUGUGGCUAUCAAAGACACCUCUAUCCCUCUGAAAAUACUCAAGUUCAGCAUAGAUGAAGGCCAGACUUGGAGCACACAUAAUUUUACCAGCACUUCAGUCUUUGUAGAUGGAUUACUUAGUGAACCUGGAGAUGAGACACUGGUCAUGACAGUCUUUGGACAUAUUAGCUACCGUUCGGACUGGGAACUGGUGAAGGUGGACUUCAGACCAUCCUUCCCCAGAGAGUGCACUGAUGAUGACUACGAGUCUUGGGAGCUCACAAAUCUGCAGGGUGAUCGUUGCAUCAUGGGCCAGCAGAGAAGCUUUCGAAAGAGGAAGAUUUCAUCAUGGUGCAUUAAAGGGAGAAGUUUCACAUCAGCUCUCACAUCCAAAGUUUGUGAAUGCGUGAACUCUGAUUUCUUAUGUGAUUAUGGGUUUGAGCGCUCUGCACUUCUGAAGUCGGAGUCUAACAAAUGCUUUGCUGACUUUUGGUUUAACCCAGAAGCACCGCCUGAAGACUGUGUGCUGGGGCAGGCAUACACCAGCAGCACUGGGUAUAGGAAAGUUGUCUCUAAUGUGUGUGAAGGUGGCGUAGACCUGCAGCAGAAUGUAGCACAGCAUAUGUGUCCAUUGAUUGCUCCCAAGGGACUUCAGAUCAGCAUCAGAGAAGAAAGCCUGGCUGUUAGGCCCGGGGAAGACAUCACCUUCAUUGUCAGACAAGAGCAGGGUGAUAUAUUGAGUACCAAAUACCAGGUAGAUCUUGGAGAUGGCUUUAAGGCGAUAUAUGUGAACCUUACGAUGACUGGAGAACCCAUCCGUCACCGCUAUGAGAAUCCUGGGAUUUACCGUGUGUCAGUGAAGGCUGAGAAUGUGGCUGGGCAUGAUGAGGCUGUGGUGUUCAUCCAAGUCAACUCUCCACUCCAGGCUUUAAACUUAGAAGUGGUUCCAGUCAUUGGAAGAAACCAGGAGGUGAACCUGACAGCCAUCAUACUGCCUAAGAACCCUAAUUUGACAGUUUUCUACUGGUGGAUAGGAAACAAUCUUCAGCCACUGCUUACAUUGGAGAGUUUUCUGGUGACCAAAUUUGCUGAGACAGGUGAUGUCCGAGUUACAGUGCAAGUUUCCUGUGGGAGCUCCAUGCUUCAGGACUCAAAAGUUGUCCAUGUUUUUGAUCAUUUUCACGUUCUUCCAUUGAAGUUUACUAAACACCUGGACAUGUACAACCCCGACAUACCAGAGUGGAGAGAAGACAUAGGGCGGGUAGUAACACGACUUCUUGCAAAGGAAACCAAUAUACCUGAAGAAACACUCAUGACAGUUGUGAAACCUGGUCUGCCCACAGCUGCUGACUUGCAUGUGCUACUACCAGCCAACCAACCGAAAAAGAAGAGAAGUUUAACUAGUGAUAAGAGAAUAGCAGCUAUAAAGCAGGCCCUGAAUGCACACAACAUCAGUUUCUUUCUGAGGGGAGGAUACUGGGUCUUGGUGACUUUAGCUGACUCCAGUUCAGAUUCUCAGAGGAUUGGAGGAGGCAGUGGCUACUGGGCUAUUGUGGUUCUCUUUGUUAUCUGUCUAGUUGCAGUCGGGGCUUUCAUCCUCUACAAGUUCAAAAGGAAACUGCCAGGCAGAAAUGUCUACGCCCAGAUGCACAAUGAAAAAGAGCAGGAGAUGACAAGCCCUGUUAAUCACAGUGAGGACACCCAGAACAUCAUCCAGGGUGAGGAGUUUAUUGAUGAUGAUCUGGACUCUCAAACACUAGGUAACGCAAGAGUGACUCCUUCUGGGAGAAGUGGCAGCUUGAACAGCUACAGAGUUCCCUUAUUGCUGAUGCCGGUCAGUGUCCAGUCCCAGGCAAUCACUCAGGCGUGGUUUUGAGCAUCAACUCCAGAGAGAUGCACAGUUACCUGGUUAGCUGAUAUUUGCAGCUGAACACAAAACCCGAAAGACUCUUCUCUGUACCAUUUUAUUUUUCCCUGAUGAUGUCACAAAAUUGCAAAUAUGGCUGUAAAUGCUGAUGGAGAGGAGGUUUCAUACCAGUCCUGUGGAAAAAAGCAUCCAUCUUCAGUUACCAAGAGUGAAGGAUAUGUCGUGUUCACUCUAUGGCCUGGGAACUCAUCACGAUUGAAACUCAAACUAUGGUAGCAAAUUUGUAGCCCUAGGCACCUUCAAUGCCACCUUAUUUCUUUUCUGUCUAUGCUCUAUUUCUUUAUGUUUAUUUUUAGAAUGAUUGACUGUAACUUUUUAAUUACAUUUUUAAUUGAGGUAUUCAGCAGAAGGCUGGGACUCUUCAUCCUGGAAAGGUGAUUUUUACACAAGUGACUAGACCAGAACAGAUGGUUGGUUGAUCACAAUGACAAUUUUUUUAGGAGGCCAAGUGUUUCUGUGCUGGGAAAGGACUGAGUGAGAGACAAAUGCACUCCUAGUUGAGACAAACUCUUAACUUAAACAUGUGUGAGACAAUCUAAUGAAUUUAGGUUUAGGUCCUUCUGUGGAUUAAAGGAAGUAAAAUGUUAAUUAGGAUAUCUCAUAAUAUAUGAUCAUGCUCUUGUAAGUGUAGCAAGUCCUGACAAACUAUCAGCACCAGUAUCUCCCCCAGUCCCACCCUGGGUGAAAGAAAAACACCAGCUUGAUGCUAUUUCCAGACCAGGUGCCUUCACUUGCAGACAGUCAUUUCAGUUCCUCUCUCCUUUCUCCUGAGUGAGCACCUCCAGGAUGAUGGCAGGUGCCAGAUGAGUUAUCCUGUAAAAACCCUGUGCUAGUGGCCUGUCUCUUUUUAAAUUUCCAGAGAGUGUAAAUACUUCUUUUAAGUCACUUUCUUUGUAUGGUUAUUUUUUUUUUUAAAUUUCUUGUUUGGGCAGAUGUGCCAGAUAGGUCAGAGCUCUCCUCCAGGAAUGGCUGGGUAGCACCACCAUCUCCUUCCCACUCCAUCCCUGUUUGAGAUUUCCUCUGGAUCUUUGCCCUUGCGGGUUGGAGUGGGCAAACUCUGACCUUUUCCACUAGGGUUAGUUUGACAAUCUGAAUUGUCAUGGAGAGGAUGGGAUGGGAUUUAGGGGUUCAUAUUUCCUUCCCAUCACCACAGGGUGUCACUCAGUCCCUACCACCGCUGGCCCCUGUUCCUGCAGGGAGGGCAAGAGAGGGAGGGAGGGGCUUCUGGAGGAGCUGCCUGCAGAAAGGCUGGUGAGUCAGGUCAGUGUUUCCUAAUCCCAGUUUUGUGAGCUGGGUCAGAGUUUCCUAGUCUUGACUUCUGCAUCCCUAGGGAACGGCAGCGCAGUGAAUCCACACCCCUCUUGUCUUUUCUCUGCGGUUAAUGUCGCCUUGUAGGAAACUGAAUGUGGUGUGAUGAGCUUAAAGGGGGGGGGGGGGGGGGUGUGGCACAUUGCCUGGAAUUAGGAUGCUUCUCUCAGAAACCUGUGUAAUCUCUUUACUUCUUGCCUUUAGAGAAUAAAUAACUCUGUACUCACUGAAUGUCAUACUGAUGCUAGGGACGAGCUCGCACACCACCUUGUUUAAGAAGUAUACAGAUAGCUAAUUACAUCAUCCAGAAUAAGCAAACAGAAAAUAAUGAAUGAUAGUAAAAUAGAAAAGAACUGUCUUACAAUUAUUGUAUGCAUUGGAGUCAUUCUUCCAUGUAGCUGUGGAUAUCCUAGAGCAUAUUAUCAUCAAAUGCAACGGACUGGGGUGUAAUAAUUCAGUGUAGUACUGUAGGCUCUCACAAACCCCAUAAGAUGUAUGUGUAAAGCACAAGAAAAUCUAGCUUAUAAACUUACUGUAAGGAACUAGGUGGAAAAGUUAGAGUGAAGAUUCUGAAAAGCACUUGCAAACUGCUCAGGAAAAUAAUUUCAAAAAUUGUUUUAAAAUUUCUGCCUAUUUAGUUGUAUAGUGCCAUGUAAAUUUAUUAACAGAGAAAUACUGCUGCAUUUGACUGUUGUAUGCCAGACUGUGUGGAAAUCCAAGGUCUUAAAGGUAUCUGAGUCUGAGUUUCUUGAAGAGAAGUGCAAAUACAAAAUGUGCUGUGCAUUGGAAACUCUCAGGAUUGUUGCAGCAGGGGCUUCCCCUCCUCACCAGCUCUCCUUGUUAGAAGAAACAAGUGGAAUGAGCUGGAGCAGAGAAUAAAAUAGUAUUACAACAUCUUACUUGUUCCUGUGAAAUAAAAUCUGAAGUGGGUUAUUUGUAUAGGGCAGGUGAGUGGCAAACCACCCUCAUGGAAAGGGAUGGGAUGGAAGUUCUAGCUUGGGAUUGUUCUACAUGAUUAGUCUGAUUGGCAAAGGACUCUAUUGGAACUAGGUCACACAUCUAAUUUAUGCUUUAACAGCUACUUUUAUACAUUUAAUUCAGGCUGAUUUGUGUCUCUGAUCACAGGAGUCUUUUGGAACACAGUAGAAUAUUGCUUGGUACUCUAAUUAACACUUAGCACAAUAUAGUGCCUGUAAUAAUGUUUUUCGAUGCUAAUUAAUUUGAUUCAUGCACUACUCCUGUGAGGUUGGUUUGUCAUGUCUCAAAACCACUGUUUUCUAAAGAGAUAUUGCUAUUGCUGUAACUUCAUUAAUAAUACCCAGCAGAUAAUAAAGGAAGCCCUUGAUUUCCCAGCAAGAAUAACUUUAAAACAAAUUAUUUUAAAACUGAGAAAAUACUAUUACUAUUUUCUAGCACUAGAUUUCAAAUCUCUUGAACUACAUCCAUGAUAUCUUACCAUUUUAUCCUUUAGAUGAAUCUAAAAUCCUGAUACAUGUGUAUUCAGAAACAUAGUUGUUUCUAUGCACAAGUGCUAGUUACACAUGCAUGCACACACACAUGCAGUAUUUUUACAUGUUAAUCAAAUUUAUUAGUAAAGACUUUGGGCAAGUUAUUUAACCUAUACAUGCCCCAGUUUCCCCACCUAUAAAAUGGGGCUGAUAGGAAUUACCUACCUCACAGGGGUAUUGUGAGGCUAAAUUAAUUACUGUUAGUUCAGGAUCAUCACAGUCAAAGAAUUUUGUGAGCAUAAAGUAUUAAUGGUUUCACUUUCUUUGUUUUACUUGAAAUUAUUACUGUUCUUAAAAGUAGUCUACUGAAACCAGCUGCAGUUAUGUAUAAAUUAAAAAAAAAAAGCAUAAUCCAAAAAAAGUACAUCACUGGUAAAAAAAAAAGGUAAUUUUAUUUAAACACUGUUAUUGGAACAUAUGGUUAUGUGGUAGCACUACAACAUUGGCUAUGAUUUUGCUGUUACACCGUAAUAUCUUCAACUUACCUUUCUUUAGUGUUAUUUGAUCAAAACCCAUAUAAAAAUGGGUACAGUGAUAUUUAUCAGCACUGGUAUUGAACUAUACUGAAACCAACAAAACUGGCAGUGCACUGGCCUCAUUGGCAUCCUUGUCCUUCUUAAACUCUGAUGUAUUUGCAGAUUCAAACACACCCUGUACUUUUCAGAGUGCUCCAAACAGUAUGAUCUGAAGGAUUCUAACAGAUCUGUCAAGAUUUACAGCUGUUACCUUUGCUUUCCCUUUUGACAUUGAAUCUUUUAUAUGGCUUUUGAAUGGUCCAUCCAUAUAAAGUACUCAGAAAUGCUCAAAGGACAUUUAAGGAAAAUCCACACAAUGUUAAUUAAUUUCUCAAAAGUAAAGCAAUAUAAACCAGUGUAUUUUUGUACUCUGUAGAAGGGGGUGGUGGAAAUGGCUGUGAAGAAAUAGAAGGUACCAGCCUGAGGCAAGAUGUUGUUAUCUCCAAUUCAAAUCCAAUUUCUCGGAAUUAUUUUAUGAUAUUCUUAUUGAAUUAUAUGCCUCUUGAUGAGUGUUCUUCUUUUGAUGACUGGUGUAAAGAGGAGUAAACUGUUUAUUCAUGUAAAGUAGAUGAUUGGUUAAGUUACUGUCCUCUAGACAAAUACAGAUCAGUGCUUUGCCAUUGGUAGUUCCUAGUGCAAAGCAGGUUUCAUAUGACAUGAUUAUCCUGGUUAGCUGUGUUUUAAGUCCAAGGAGUGGACUUUAGUGGGAAUGCUCUACCUACUGUAUGCUAUAUCUUUAAUAGAGGUCAAUAGAAUGGAUCUGCAGUAGUUUCCGUCCUCCUUGCACAAACACAUGCUCAAAGAAAUGUUUGGGGAAAAGAAAAAAAGAAAAUAUUUAUAAGAAAUUAAACACAUGCAUUGUUUGCAGUAACUUUUUGAUGAUGAACCAGUGGUUCUGAUAAGCUUUGAAUUUCUAGUGUUAUUUCAAGUCAAAUACAGUGUUGCUAAUUUGAUAGAAUCGAUGACAAUUUCAGUCAUAGAUUUUUCCUAUGUUUCCUAUAAAAGAAGUUUUGUAAUUUUUCACUAAUGAGACUUUGGAGGUGGGGGGGGAGAGAAACUAAGAAUUUUAUUUCAUUGCACGGUCCCUGUCAGUUGAAGUUAUUAUAGUUGUUUUAUUGUAUAUUGAUUGAUACCACUCUAUUGUUUCCAUCUUCAUUUUUUAUUUCAGCUUUUUAGACAAAAGUAAGUGCUCAUUUCUCUCAAAAUAUUGGCUUUCCACCAGGAAGAAAUUUAUAAGCAUUUACCUUUAUAAAUAUUGAUUUUUAAGAUGCAAAAUUUGUUGUGUGUUAUAAGUCCAUCCAAAAAGCUGCUUCCCAGCUCAUUUUCUCUGUUCUAGUCCCAGCUGCGCAUUGCUUCUACAACUUUCUUCAAGAGAGUGGCAUAUAGCCUAAUCAUACUAGUCUGAGAAAGUAUUUUUAAAACUUUCAUUAGAAUAUCAUUUAAUUGACUGUAAGUAGGUCUGCUCAGAUCGUUUUCUUAAUGUCAAGUUUGUAUUUUCAUGUUCCUUAUUUCCUUUCAGUAUCUCAGUAUUAACCCUUUCAGUGCCAUUUAAAUGCAUGUUUAUUCCUGUGAUGUUUUCACUUUUUUUUAGUCUAUAAUCAGCAAAGUGACAAAUAACUUAGACUCUCAGUUAGCUUUUGCAAUUUAUAGGCUAACCCUGCAGUCUUUGGGAAAUGUCAAGCUGUGCACUCUUAAUUUUUUAAUCUUCUAUCCUGUUAGCCCUUCUACCUGAUUGAUCACCUUGGCAGCAUUGCCUCCAAUUCUCUGUGUAACCUCAAGCUGGAGGGGGUGCAGAAGGGUUUCUCAGUGUCGAGGUGGACUAGAACAGUUCAUUUCCAAUGUCUGAAUGGGAACAUCAUGCAGACAAAGUUUUUAUUUUUCCCCUCUUUUAAAAUAUGUUGCAUAAGCAGAGAGGAUACUUACCAACAGGGAAAGAAGAACCUGUAAUGGUACUUCAGGCUGCUCUGAAGGCUAAAGAAUGCAUUCCUCUUUGAAUGUUUUUCCACUGAAACUGAUACAUACAGCAAGUUAGUUAUAUCAGUUUUAAUAUGUGAGAUCUCAUUUCCAUAAGUCUUCAGUCCCGUCCUUUUUCCUCCUGUUAAAUGGAGUAGCAGAUUACUUACAAUAUGAAUUGUGGAGCCAUGUAUGACUUUCAUUCUUUUGAUUCCUUUUUUUUCCUUAUGUGAAGCUUGUCAUCAUUAGAGUUUUCAGGUAGUUUAUGUGCUGGUAGCUGAGAUGAUCUUCUAUAAGACAGUAUCUAACACAAGAAAUGCUGGAAGGCUUAGAAAUAUAUACUCUAAAAUGAUAUAUGACAGCUGUGUGAACAAAAUCCUUAUCAAAGAGCUGUUAUGGUUUGUAUCAAAUACUUUUUAAUAGUAUCUCUAAAAAUGCAUGUUCUUAAUUGCAAA
This is a messenger RNA of Pseudopipra pipra, 9465 nucleotides long. RefSeq names its product sortilin related VPS10 domain containing receptor 2 (gene SORCS2). The transcript has 28 exons. The record is from RefSeq and is a predicted model, not a curated record. Gene Ontology annotation, cellular component: membrane. Gene Ontology annotation, molecular function: protein binding. Bases 16 to 3675 code for a protein of 1219 amino acids. Lineage: Eukaryota; Metazoa; Chordata; Aves; Passeriformes; Pipridae.